Messenger RNA from Micropterus salmoides (largemouth bass), 5805 nucleotides. It is a transcript of the gene rgs3a, whose product is annotated as regulator of G protein signaling 3a. Gene Ontology annotation, molecular function: protein binding. The record is from RefSeq and is a predicted model, not a curated record. Bases 651 to 3824 code for a protein of 1057 amino acids. NCBI's taxonomy places the organism in Eukaryota, Metazoa, Chordata, Actinopteri, Centrarchiformes, Centrarchidae. Gene Ontology annotation, cellular component: nucleus; plasma membrane. Gene Ontology annotation, biological process: signal transduction. The transcript has 16 exons.
GCCCCUGCCAGGAGCUGCAGUGUGGCCUGAGCAGGCCAAGCCAGCGCCAGUCUCGCCUACAUGACGCCGCCAAACACUCACACCACACACAGCUGAUCUCAGGAGCUACUGCAACUGCUGCUGUUCAGGCCACAGAGCAAGGAGCUGGGCGCCGUGUUAAGGGAUAGAACAAAUGCUAGAAGAGAAGACAGCAAAGAAAAGUUAAAGGAAAGAAGAAGGAAAGAAGAUUGAACUGGAGUUUUAAGGGAGCGAAGAAGAGAAGUUGUGGAUGAAAUGACAGGUACAGGAAAAACGUGCACACAGGAAUGUGCACUGAUGACUGGAGUCAUUACUAACAAACCUUGAAUGGAUAACAUUGCAGUUAGACGUCAGUUGCAGAGUGACAAUAAUUUUGCAGAAAGGGCUGUUACCAAGAAACUUGAAUCUAGACUCAUUUGGGGAAAGUUGAUGCAGAGUGAAGGCCAGUUUGGCUGAAAAACGUCUCCAAGGACACAUUUUUUGUUAUACUUGACAGUUUCGUGUCUGUUUUCUAGCAAGGAGAGACACAAUAUUAUUACCUAGGGCCACCUCAACUGGACUGUCAGCUGGAAAUCGGACAUUUCGAACACUGCAAGACUUCAGCCAUUCUUUGGGCAGCUGUCACUGUUGAGAUGAUUCAUAACACACUUAAGUCCACCCAGCCAUCGGAGCACAGCCCCAGGAGCACACACUCUGCUGCGCAAAGGAGGCUGUGGAGGUACUCGGGCUGCAGAGGGGCCGGCCAGGUGGAAAGUCACCGUCGCAGUGUGUGUGUGCUGGCUGCAGACUUGAACGCUGGAGGAGGAGGAGGUGGAGGUGUGAUGCACACUAUCCACGGGCUGUGUCACCUCUGCAUUGGCUGUAGGCUGCCUCAGGUGACCAUCCUUCGAGGAAAGGAUGGAUACGGCUUCACCAUCUGCUCGGAUUCCCCUGUGAGGGUGCAGGCUGUUGAUCCAGGGGGUCCAGCGGAUCAGGCAGGUCUACAGCAGUUGGACACUCUCCUGCAGCUAAAUGGUCAACCAGUGGAGCAGUGGAAAUGUGUAGACUUGGCCCAUGCUAUCAGAAACAGCUCCAAUGAAAUCACAGUGGUGGUGUGGCGCACGGGCCCCUCAGCUAAGCCUAGUUUUGAGGGCCUCAUCCACCGGCCCUCUUAUAAGCCCUCCGCCUCAAACUAUGAUGCCCCCUCACCCCCUACUCGCAGGCGCGCACCAGACGUUGGCACCAGCAAAACCCCACCAGCUGUGCCGCCUCUCCCAGCCCACCACCGUGCCACUGCCACUCGCCGGCUGCUGGUCAAUGGCUCCGAAGCUGGAAAUAGCAGUGGAGUAGGUGUAGGGACGCUGGGGUGGGGGGCCCAGGGAGGGUCGACCGAGGAGCUGGAUGGGAAACCGCGACAGCUCCACCACCCUCACACUGCCACACUGAAGGGUACCAGGGUGAAGGCAUCUAACGGGGACAACUAUAUCAUCCUUGCCCCCAUCAACCCUGGAAGCCAGAUCUUGAGGCCUGUUUACCAAGACAACCAGGGAACAUUAGCUGCCAGGUUAUAUCCCACACGGCAGGCCUCUGGUCCACAGCCCCAGGGUGGUGGUAAGGGUGGUUUUUCUGGAGGUGUGAGUGGUGGUGGUGGUGGUGGAGGUCUCUCUAGCCGUACUGGCUUCCUGCGUCGGUCUAACAACUCCAAGACAACAAAGAUGGCGUCCACCUCAACUAAUGCUGGUGUACCCAACUACCAACAGCAGAAUGCCAAUUUUGCCAAUUACCAGAACUGUACCAUUGUCCGCUCACACACUCCACAUGCCAACUACGGAUAUGUCAAAGUGGCACCAAAGAUCCUUAUCUUCCCCAUCUUUGUUCAGCCUCUCGACCUGUGCAGCCGAGCUCUCAUCAUAUCUGAGGAGAUGAUAUUACAUGAGAGCAAGCACCACUCUCUCAAGGUUACAGUGUUUGUCUACAGUGACCUGAUGCUGGUGACAAGAGAAAAUGAGCCAGGCAGGUGUAACGUCCUUCAGAGUCCCCUGUACCUCAGACAGCUGAGGCUCCAGGAUGAUUAUGCUGAAGAGCUGAGAUUCUACCUUAUUCACAUGACCGAGAAGUGUGACUGCCUGCUCAGCCUGGAAGCCUAUUCAGCAGACCAGAAGCGCCGCGUGUGUCAGUGCCUGAAGGACAACAUUGACAAGCAGCUCCAGCUUCACAGGAGGGAGGCUCGUGUUCCGCAUUUUGAACAGAUGUUGGAGCCUAAGGUGGAUGCCCCUUCAUGUGAGCUGGGUGGAGUAGGCGGAGAUCGAGAUGUAUGCCUCCACCUGCCCCCCCGCAGUUCGGAAGGUGAGGAAAGCAGCCUGUAUCCCUCCAGUCCCUCAGAGCCCCCGACCCUGGGCAGUCCUCACCCCUCAGAGCCUGUCACCCCGUUGGAUGAAAUCUACAUGCCCCUUGGGGGUCUAAUGGGAUCCGAGGAGCGACAUAAGGUCCCUCCAACCCCACCUCCUUCCACCGAGGGUGAGGACUGCAAGAGUAUGGAGGGGAACGAGAUGGACAUCUGGAGAGAGGGGAAGGAUGGGGACAGCAGGAGAGAGGAAGAUGAGGAGAAUGAGGAUGGGGCCAGCAGAAAGAGUCCAGGGAGUGAGGGGGAAGAGAAAGAAGAGACGGGAGAGAGGAAUGAAGAGGAAGUUGACCUAAACUUGAUGGUGUCAAACACAGAUGAAGAUAACGCCUCUGAGCCACCUGACACCAACGCCCCCCCCUCGUCCUCCUCAUCCUCAUUUGUCAUCCCCGAGUUGCGCCUUGAUCGCUCCUUUAGUGCCGAUGCCCUCUCCUCACCCAACACCGAUGAAGAAGAGUACGAUGAAGAUGAAGACGAGGAGUCUGAAGAGGAGGACGAUGAAGAUGACAGUGACGAUGCCUACCUGCAGCGCAGUGACAGCAAGCGCCGCAGCAUGGUGGAGGGUGCCACUUGUGAGAAGCAUGGAGGAGGGGGCCUCAGUGUGCAGAAUUCCCUCCGCAGGCGCACCCACAGUGAAGGGAGCCUUCUGCAGGACCCCCGCCAGCCUUGUUUCACCUCCGACAACGCCAUCAACUGCCUGGAGGCAGGGGGAGCGCACCACAAGGGCGGUUGGACGCUCCCAUCACCUAAAACUCUGAAGAAAGAGCUAACCAAGAAUGGAGGCUCCAUGCAUCAGCUGUGUAUGCUGUUUUCUGGGAGGAAGCUGAGCUCCGGAUCCCCCUGUAGCUGCGAGGUCUGCCCCGAAGGAACAAAGAAGAAGAAAUCCAAGAACCUGGCCAAAGACAUGAAGAAUCGGCUGGCUUUCCUGCGGAGGAGGAAUGAAUCCCCAGGAAGCAACCCAGCCAGCAAGUUAGACAAAGCUAUGAAGUCAGUCAAGCCCACCCCGGAGGAGGCACUGAAAUGGGGGGACUCGCUUGACAAGCUGCUGGCACACAAAUAUGGUCUGGCAGCUUUCAGAGCUUUCCUGCGCACGGAGUUCAGCGAGGAGAAUCUGGAAUUCUGGCUAGCAUGUGAGGAAUACAAGAAGGUCAAAUCGCAGUCCAAGAUGGCCUCAAAAGCCAAGAAAAUCUUUGCAGAGUACAUCGCCAUCCAGUCCUGUAAAGAGGUAAAUCUGGACUCGUAUACCAGAGAUCACACUAAGGACAACCUGCAGAAUGUGACACGCUCCUGCUUUGACCUAGCGCAGAGGCGGAUAUACGGGCUGAUGGAGAAGGACUCAUACCCCCGCUUCCUGCGCUCAGAACUCUACUCGGACUUAAUCAACCAAAAAAAGCCCAGCUCCACUCCAACUUCAUCUGCAUCAUAAGAGACCAGAAAAUGAUAUAAGGGGAAGAGAAAGAUGAUGAUGAGAACGGGGGAAAACGGGGUAGACUUGAAAACAGUACGGGGUUGGGAUGUGAGGUUCUUUGUUUGCCUUUUUUAAAAAUUGAUUUUGUGUCUGUCAUUAUGUCCACUAUGAUUUUUUUGGUUGUUAUGAUGUGAGAGGACGGCAAAGCUAUGGCACUGCAAAGGAAUGUAGUUUACACAUUUACCAGGUGGAUGGAUGAAUGAAUGGAUUGAUUAACGGAUGGAUGGGUGUUAGUAAAAAUACAGAAGCCCAAAAGCAAGGGCUUGGAGCAGGAGCUGGACGCUUGUCUGAUCCCCCCCCCCCCCCCCCCCCCACACACACACACACACACGUUUUUAAGUUUUCAUCCAGUUGUACUGGAGAAAAUGAGGGGUUGCUCAGAAAACCCUGCAGACAUGAAUGACAGUCCGGUACUGUUUUUUCACUUUUUCCCCUUCAUUUCCUUUUAAAACUCCAACUUUAAAUCCCCUCCUUUCCUCCACCAUUCCACCGUUUUCUCUAUGAAGCCACUUCAAAGCUGUUGGUACGACACAAGAUCCUUUUUCUUCCUGUUUUUGUUUUUUUUAUCAGCCUCUAAACUGUAUGAUGGUGGGGCGGGGGAGAUGUCUGAAUGAAAGCUAGCGCUAUGGCUCUGUUUCACAUGCAUCUCUGUUAAACACCUACACCCUCUCAAAGCUUCUAUAAAUGGCUUUCGCCAUAUUCAGUUCUCCCAAGACUGUGGAAACAUACUGUGAGCGUUCACAAGCGGGACAAAGAUGGAGACAGCGAUGGGCAAAGAACAUAAAUGUACAAAUAACGGAUGGACUGGAGCUGUGAUGAAACACAGACAUGUGUCACUCACUCUCACAUUCAAAGCCAGUAAUGGAAAAAAAGACGACUUGCUUCCUGUCUCCAAAGACUGUUUACAACAAGGAACGAAAAACUGAAGAAGAAAAUGGCAGAAGUGUUCCCUGCAGCCAAACAACAUUUCUUUAACAUUGUAGCUCAUUCUGGACUAAUUGAGGAAGCAUUCUCAGGACAUUGCUAUGACAGGUUCCAGCUUCGUUUAUCUUCUCAGCUGUUUCUGUUUUUUUACACACUUACUGUUUUUAUAUGCUUUUGGGUUCCAACCUGCACUCCCUAGAUCUACUGAGCAAUACACAAGAGGUUGCUCGUGUCGUAGUCUGAGGAAAAAAUUGCUUCAUGUUGUACAAAAGUUUGCCUAUUUAUUUAGAUUAACUUGCUGGAUGCUUCUACAGACACCCAUCACCUCCUCUAAAGCACUCAGCUGAAAGCUCUCACUUUCCUCUUAACCACCAAACAGGUCCAGUGCUGUCCUGAACUUUUAAGUGCAAUAUGUUUUUUAUUUUAUUUUAUUAUUAUGUUUUGUUUGUUCAUUUCUUUGGAUAAUUUUGACUUUUUAUGGGGAAAGAUGAACGGCUUGAGCUCUGUAUUAACUUUAUUUGUUAAGAGAAAAAAACCCCAUAGAGCUAUAAGGUUGACUUACAACGCAAACUUUCAAGAAACAUAAGUAGUUUAAUGAAUUUUAAGCAAGUGAUUCUAACUGUGUUAACCCCUGGCAGCAGGCAGCUGGGGGUGUUAUGGUUGUAAAUAUAAUUCUUUAAGAAAACUAUGUGAUAACACAUUAAAAUAAACAAAAACAAAAAACCAAUAGGUCUCUGCUGGUGGUGAAAGUGGGACUCAGCUGUAUCUAUGUAAAUAUGAGAGACUCAAAACUAUAAGAUGACAUGUAUUGUUAAAAUAAAAUAGGUGAGCAAGAGCAGGUACGAUCUGCUCUUUUGCCUGGUCAUGCACUGCUUGUAAGGAGUUUUCUGAAAUGCAUUUUAUCAUUUUCACUGUUUACAAUUCAAAAUGCAUCUCCUGUGAUAGCAAGUGAAAACAGUAGAGUACAUUUGGUGUCAUUGCUAAUGAUAAAUAAACCAACCAACUGAUGAAAUAA